UAAGUGGACGUCAAAACAUGAACACCAUUUCUUGUGGGUUUAUAUAAAGCCACUCAAUCGAUCAGUCCUCUCCUCAUCCACAUUCGCAAAAAUUACAUGGCUUUGAAGCCAGGAAUUCUCACCGAGUGGCCGUGGAAGUCUCUUGGAAACUUCAAGUAUUUGCUUCUGGGUCCAUUCGUGACACAUAGUAUUUACUCAUUCAUGGUGAAAGAAGAGAAGGAGAGGGACCUCGUCAACUUCAUUAUUUUCCCCUCAAUCCUGGCUAGGAUGCUGCAUAACCAGCUGUGGAUUUCUUAUUCUCGUUAUAGAACUGCCAAAGGCAACAAUAGGAUUCUUGACAAGACCAUUGACUUCGACCAAGUUGAUAGAGAAAGCAAUUGGGAUGACCAAGUGUUAAUGCAUGGACUAGUAUUCUACGGUGUGAAUUUGGGAAUUCCUGGGGCGUCUCACGUACCCAUGUGGAGAACAGAUGGAGCAGUUUUGGCGAUUUUGCUUCAUGCAGGUCCUGUGGAGUUCCUCUAUUACUGGUUUCACAGAGCUCUGCACCAUCACUAUCUCUAUACUCGCUAUCAUUCCCAUCAUCAUUCCUCUAUCGUCACUCAGCCUAUUACUGCUGUAGUCCAUCCAUUCGCUGAAAUCGUGGUAUAUUUCAUUCUAUUUGCAAUACCACUUAUUGGUGUGGUGUUGACGGGAACAGCCUCCCUGGUAGUAAUUUUCGGAUAUGUCUUUUACAUUGACUUCAUGAACAACUUGGGACACUGCAAUUUUGAGAUCAUUCCAAAAAGCCUCUUCUCUGUUCUUCCUCCUCUCAAAUAUCUCUUCUAUACAGCCUCAUUUCACUCGCUGCAUCAUACCAAGUUCCGGACCAACUACUCACUUUUCAUGCCCUUCUACGACUACAUCUACGACACCAUGGACAAGACUUCAGAUGAGGUGCAUGAAACUGCGCUCAAAAAGCCUGCAGACUCCCCUACUCACGUCCAUUUAACUCAUUUCACAACUCUAGACUCGGUUUACCAUUUCCGCUUAGGAUUUACGUCCUUGGCCUCAGCCCCUCAAACUUCGGCAUGGUUUCUCUGGAUUCUCAGCCCGUUCACAUAUUUCUUCAUGCUGUUAACCUCUCUCUUUGGCAGUACAUUUGUCGCGGAGAGGAACACCCUCAAUAACCAGCUUCGAUCACAAACUUGGCUGAUACCCAGAUACAAAAUACAGUACUUUCUUAAAUGGCAAAGAGCGGUCAUAAAUUAUUUCGUGGAAGAAGCUAUACUGGAAGCGGACAGGAGAGGCACUAAGGUGUUGAGCCUAGGCCUUCUGAACCAGGGGGAAGAGCUAAACAGAUGUGGGGAGCUAUAUAUUGAAAAGUACCCAAAGCUAAAAGUAAAGUUGGUGGAUGGGAGCAGCUUAGCUGCGGCUAUUAUUCUCAAUAAUAUCCCCAAAGGAACUACCCGAGUGUUACUUAGAGGCAAUAUCACUAAAGUAGCAAAGGCCGUUGCUUUGGCCUUACACGAGAGGGGCAUCCAGGUCGCUGUUUUCCGGGAAAAUGAAAGCAAGAUUCCAAGGCUUGACAAUUACGCAGUUGUUACCACAAGUUAUGAUCACAAGGUAUGGUUGAUCGGAGAAGGAUUAACUGAUAAAGAACAGCUUAAGGCACCUGAAGGAACAGUAUUUAUACCCAUGACGCAAUUUCCUCCAAAACGCCUACGUAAAGAUUGCUUCUAUCAUAACACACCAGCAAUGCUGGCUCCUUCUUCUCUUUGCAACUUGGACUCUUGUGAGGAUUGGUUGCCAAGAAGAGCAAUGAGUGCCUGCCGUGUCGCUGGAAUUGUUCAUACUUUGGAAGAUUGGAAGGUGAAUGAAUGUGGUGAUACCCUCUUCUGCAUGGAUAAAGUUUGGCAAGCUAGUCUUCGUCAUGGCUUUCUCCCUUUAUCUACCGCUCGUUAAUUUUAGACAAUUACCAAUAAAUAAAUACCUGGCAGCUAAAAGAUUUAAUAUCUUUCUACUGUUAUAGGGAACAGUAUGUCCAUAGCAAUUGUACAACUCCAUUUCAUAAAUAAAUCCUACUACUUUGGAGCUCCCA
Manihot esculenta (cassava) is the source of this 2077-nucleotide messenger RNA. RefSeq names its product very-long-chain aldehyde decarbonylase CER1. NCBI's taxonomy places the organism in Eukaryota, Viridiplantae, Streptophyta, Magnoliopsida, Malpighiales, Euphorbiaceae. Gene Ontology annotation, biological process: lipid biosynthetic process. Gene Ontology annotation, molecular function: oxidoreductase activity; iron ion binding. The transcript is spliced from 10 exons. The record is from RefSeq and is a predicted model, not a curated record. The coding region runs from base 97 to 1941 and encodes 614 amino acids.